AGCGAGCGGCAGGGCAUAAUAGUGGUAGCUUCUCUGCUGGACAAGGCACCCAACCUGGCAGGCCUGGCCCGCACCUGCGAGGUGUUUCAGGCGGCGGCACUGGUGAUGGCGGAUCUGCGAGUGCUGAAGGAUGCUGCGUUUGUGGGAGUGGCCAUGACGGCGCAGCAGUGGGUGCCGCUGCUGCAGGUGGCCCCGCGUGACCUCCUGCCCUGGCUCUCCAACAAGCGCGCGCAGGGAUACCGGGUGAUCGGUCUGGAGCAGACAGUGGAAUCACAGGCGCUGCCGCACUUUGAGUUCCCAGAGAGGAGCGUGCUGGUGCUGGGCAAGGAAGGGACAGGAAUCCCAGCCAACUUGCUGCAGGCGGUGGACUGCUGCGUGGAAAUUCCCCAGCUAGGCCUGAUCCGCUCCCUCAAUGUCCACGUCAGCGGCGCCCUGGCAGUCUAUGAAUACACGCGCCAGCAGCAGCGAUGGAAGGCCGCGCCUGCUGCUGUGUCUUGA
This is a messenger RNA of Coccomyxa subellipsoidea C-169, 498 nucleotides long. RefSeq names its product Hiv-1 Rna binding protein 1. The annotation marks the transcript as partial. NCBI's taxonomy places the organism in Eukaryota, Viridiplantae, Chlorophyta, Trebouxiophyceae, Coccomyxaceae. Gene Ontology annotation, biological process: tRNA methylation. The record is from RefSeq and is a predicted model, not a curated record. Gene Ontology annotation, molecular function: RNA binding; tRNA (guanine) methyltransferase activity. The transcript is spliced from 3 exons.